GAAAUUCAUUUUGAACAAUUAACCACCGACUGAGUCUUUGCGGAUAGUAGCAGCGACACGUUCCACUUCACUCCGCCUCUUCUCUUCUCUCGAUCAUCUUACACUAAUUCAAUAAACCUAAACCAGACGGACCCAUCAAACCUUCCAUUAAUGCACUGAAAAAAGCUUGUCUCUUCCAUACAGAAAGAAUGCAAUUCUUCAAAGCACAAAGCAGCUUCAUUUCUCAAGCUAACAAAUUUGGUUUUGCUCGGUCUUAUGUCACCACUUGCAGAGCGGUGGUAAUUCCCCGGUUUGGUGGGCCCGAGGUGCUGGAGCUCCGCCACGAUGUCGAGGUCCCUCAGCUCAAAUCUAAUGAAGUUCUGGUUCGAACUCGUGCUGUAUCGGUCAAUCCCCUUGAUACUAGAAUGCGAUCAGGAUAUGGCCGUUCAAUAUUUGAACCGCUUCUACCUCUCAUUUUGGGUCGAGAUAUAAGUGGUGAAGUUGCAGCUAUUGGAACUUCAGUUCAGUCACUGAGUGUUGGUCAAGAAGUUUUUGGUGCAUUGCAUCCUACUGCUGUGAGGGGUACUUAUACUGACUAUGCAAUUCUCUCAAAAGAUGAGCUGACUCAAAAACCUUCGUCAAUUUCACACGUGGAAGCAAGCGCUAUUCCUUUUGCUGCAUUAACCGCAUGGCGGGCUCUAAAAUCCACAGCACGGAUUAAUGAGGGGCAAAGGCUGUUGGUAGUCGGUGGUGGUGGAGCAGUAGGUUUUGCUGCAAUUCAGCUUGCAGUAGCUGUAGGAUGCCAUGUUACAAGUACUUGUGGAAGUGAGAGCAUAGAUCGGAUAAUAAAAGCUGGUGCUGAGCAGGCUGUUGACUACAUAGCUGAGGACGUUGAAGUUGCAAUAAAAGGGAAAUUUGAUGCCGUUUUGGACACUAUUGGUGUAGCAGAAACAGAAAGAACAGGCAUCAACUUUUUGAAGAGAGGUGGACACUACAUGACUCUUCAGGGUGAGGCAGCAUCCUUGGCGGAUAGGUAUGGAAUAGCACUCGGGCUUCCAAUAGCUACAGCUGUUCUAUUAAAGAAACAGAUUCAGUACCGAUAUUCUCAUGGAAUAGAAUACUGGUGGAAUUUUAUGAGAGCUGAUUCAGAUGGUUUGGAUGAGAUCCGCCGCUUAUCUGAAGCUGGCAAAUUGAAGAUACCUGUCGAAAAAACAUUUCCGUUGGCUCAAGUGAGAGAGGCUCACGAGGCAAAAGAAAAAAAGCUGAUUCUUGGUAAAGUGGUGUUGGAAAUUGAUUGACAUAUGUAAUUCCAGAAAGCUCUAAUUGGUAUGAUCAUAUCAUUGGAUUUGCUGAUUAUACUUCUCUUCUGAUAUCUGUAAAUGUUUUUCUUCUUACAUAUCUGAGAGGUGUUCUUACAGUAUAGACCAGCUCUAAAGAAAUAAGUGCUUUAACAUUUUUGUAUAGGUGAAACUUUUAUGGUUAGGAAUUCUCGAAUUCCGGGUUGCAAUGUGUAAAUGCUUGAGGGUUUCUUGUU
Molecule: messenger RNA, 1513 nt
Organism: Mercurialis annua (annual mercury)
Lineage: Eukaryota; Viridiplantae; Streptophyta; Magnoliopsida; Malpighiales; Euphorbiaceae
Exons: 7
Coding region: 189-1277 (362 amino acids)
Molecular function (GO): oxidoreductase activity
Source: RefSeq, a predicted model, not a curated record